Molecule: messenger RNA, 1622 nt
Organism: Fusarium redolens
Lineage: Eukaryota; Fungi; Ascomycota; Sordariomycetes; Hypocreales; Nectriaceae
Product: Asx homology domain-containing protein
Exons: 2
Coding region: 451-1368 (305 amino acids)
Source: RefSeq, a predicted model, not a curated record
GGGGGUUCUGAGCUGGUAUGACGAUUGACUGCCGAGAACGGAGGUAUAUAAACUUGAUGGUCCAACAUCUCCUUAGAGGCCAGAUUCUUUCAGAUUAAAGGAGAAAAGAACAACAAAUAUGAUAGCAAAUGGCUUUGGUGUAACAGGCCUUUGUCAGCUUGCUGCAGAGGCGAGCGCACGAAUGCAGGAGCUACCAGAGCGGUCUUACCCUAGACCUUUGCCAUUCAGCUUGAAUCUUCAAAGGCCAUCAAUAGGCAACUUAAAGGUAUUUCAAUCAAAUUUCUAUUAGAAGCACAUUCUUCCUCUUUUCCAAGCUUGCUCGGCGCUUCUGAGUUUUUCUCGAUUCGGAUCCAUUUAGCGACUGGUGUCAAGUGCAAGGUUUUUCUUCUGGCACUGCUCUCCUUCAAAUUGCGCUGUCUUGUACCAAUUCAUCUUCGCCAUCUCACGGCUAUGGCAGACAAACAUGAGGAAACGAUAACUGCCAGCGUUAACGGAGGUGACUCAAAUGAAGCACCGAAGAGCGCACCGCCAUCGUCUCCCCUCUCUUCAGCCCCUGACCAUGAGGAUGAUGAUACCCCGACGAUGGCAGAUCAACCGCCAGAUACGCCUUUGACUUCGCUCAAUGGACGAGAAAGCACCCCAGCGACGACCCCUAAAAAGACGGCCAAAGGCAAGAGGAGAGUCCUCGUGAAAAAAGUAUCGAGAAAGUCGAAAUGGAAUGCGGAUAACAUUCUGACGGAUCCUAAGUCACCUCUAGCUUCAGCUGAUCUCAGAAGCAUACUGUCAAAUCCGAUGGCCUGGGAUAUUCUCGACAAAGAAGAGAAGGCGGAAAUCCUGGCGCUGUUCCCUGAUUCCCAGCACAUUCUCAGCGCUGGCACGGAGGAUGCCUGUCCUGAUUUUGCAUCACUCAUGAACGACGACAGUUUCCGUUACGAUUGUGCUGCCUACACAGAAAACAUUGCGCAAGGCCGGCAUGACCCUGAAUGGCUAGCGCAUGCUUGGACAGCUCAUGAGAGACGCAAAAUGGGCGAUUUCGACGAAUUUCUGCACAACAGGUUCAAAGAUGAAUGGGAUGUUGAGCUACCACCAGAGAUCAAGACAAAGCGAGGACUUGUCGUGUCAAAGGAGGCAAGCGAUGUCACGAUGGAGGACACUGAGCCAGCGAAAAAUGAGAGCGACAAGAAAGAAGACGUCGAUAUGGAGAACAGCACACCGGAGAAGAAGCAGGGUCCUGAUCUUGAUUCUGAGGUCGACGAACUUCAGAGAUGUGAUCCGGCGCAAGAAGGACCUAUAGUUGUGGCUAUUGCACAGCGAAAGAGCUCGAUGAUGGAGAUUGAUGGUGUUGAUACAAAGGAUGAGCUUGCUUGAGGAUAGAAUUCGCGGGUAAAGAGCGACAUAAUGAAUUGGGGCGUUAUUAUUCAUCCAUGAUAGAACUACACCGAAAGUUUAUAGGCUGGAUGGAAUUUGCUUUAUUUUGACUUCAUUAUCAUGGCUUCAGGUUGCAAGUUAUAGUGCUUCAUCAUGAAUGCGGGAGAUGGAGUGGCAGAUAGACGGGUGACCCACUGAAUUUUAGCAACAUCCACCCCAAACAAGAUUCAGGCACUGAUUAGAAUAUUUUAUCU